This is a messenger RNA of Lichtheimia ornata, 2862 nucleotides long. RefSeq lists its product as uncharacterized. Gene Ontology annotation, cellular component: cytoplasm; COPI vesicle coat. The transcript has 15 exons. Gene Ontology annotation, biological process: endoplasmic reticulum to Golgi vesicle-mediated transport; intracellular protein transport; intra-Golgi vesicle-mediated transport. The record is from RefSeq and is a predicted model, not a curated record. The coding region runs from base 1 to 2862 and encodes 953 amino acids. Lineage: Eukaryota; Fungi; Mucoromycota; Mucoromycetes; Mucorales; Lichtheimiaceae. Gene Ontology annotation, molecular function: structural molecule activity.
AUGGCAACCACCGACCUUUGUUACACGCUCGUUCAUCAAGAUGACGCGACCGAGCAAAUGACCUUGCAGGAUUUCCAGCGCGCACUCGAAAAAGGCUCUGAUGAAGUGCGAAUUCAAGCUAUGCAAAAGCUGCUUGUCAUCAUGCUCAAUGGCGAUCCUAUGGAGAAGCUACUGCUGCACGUUAUCCGUUUCGUCCUCCCUUCCAAAAACAAGCAGCUCAAGAAACUACUUCACUUUUACUGGGAGAUUUGCCCAAAGACGAAGCCCGAUGGCAAGUUGAAGGAAGAGUUUAUUCUUGUUUGCAACGCCCUGAGAAACGAUUUACAACAUCCCAACGAAUACAUUCGUGGUGCCACUCUCCGAUUCUUGUGCAAGAUCCGUGAAGCUGAAGUCUUAGAACCACUUAUUGCAUCCAUCCGUGCAUGCUUGGAACAUCGUCAUUCGUAUGUACGCAAGAACGCCGUAUUUGCUGUUGGAUCCAUCUACAGACAUUUCGAUUAUCUCUUCCCUGAUGCUCCUCAGGUGAUUCAAUCAUUCUUGGUUGGCGAAGCGGAUAUGUCUUGUCGUCGAAAUGCAUUUGCCGUCCUUUGCAACGUGGAUCGACCUCUCGCUGUUGAAUACCUUCAUUCAGUAUUUGCACUUGUCCCAUCAUUUGAUGAAUUGCUUCAACUCGCUGUUCUCGAAUUGAUUCGCAAGGAUAGCAAGGCAAACUCGGCCAACAAGGGCGCCUAUAUUCGAUGUGUCUCAGAAUUGUUGACCGCCGCCUCUCACUCUGUAAAGUAUGAAGCAGCCAAUAUCUUGAUGGUGUUGACGUCCAAUCCUGCCGCUGUUAAAGCUGCUGCAACAUGCUAUAUCGAAUUGGCUGUCAAGGAGUCCGACAACAAUGUCAAGCUGAUUGUGCUCGAUCGUUUGGACAAUUUGCUUUCUAAGCAGGAGCGCAAGUUGGAUGAUUUGGUCAUGGAUAUUCUACGCAUCCUUUCCAGCCCUGAUAUUGACGUACGACGUAAGACGCUCCGCAUUGCUAUGGAUCUCGUGUCUUCAAGAAACGUACAAGAUGUUAUCCUCUUUUUGAAGAAGGAAUUGGUUAAAACACACGACCAAGAAUAUGAAAAGAACACCGAAUACCGCCAACUUUUGGUACAAUCCAUUCACUCAUGCGCUGUCAAGUUCUCUGAAGUUGCUGCCAAUGUUGUUCAUGUGCUCAUGGAAUUCCUUGGAGAUUCGAACAACCCUUCAGCUGUGGAUGUUGUAUCAUUUGUACGAGAAGUCAUGGAAAAGUUCCCCGAGUUGCGUCAAUCUGUGCUUGAGAAGCUUUUGGACACAUUUAUGGAUAUGAAGUCUGGAAAGGUGUUCCGUGGCGCUCUUUGGAUUAUUGGUGAAUACUGCUUGGAUGCAAAGGAAAUCGAUGAAGCAUGGGCACGUAUUCGAGAAGCUAUUGGCGAAAUCCCUAUUUUGGCAUCAGAGCAACGCUUGCUUGAAGCAACAGAAGAGGAUGAGGAAAAACCUGCCGAAGAUGCCAAAUCAGUGCCCUCUGGUAAUGCUGCACCACGUCGUAUCUUGCCUGAUGGUACCUAUGCCACUGAAAGCAGUUACACUGUUCAAUCCAGCAACACCGCCAAAUUGGAUGCUGUCAAAUCAGCCACUAAACCCCCUCUCCGAGCUUUGUUGCUUGUCAAUGGUGAUUAUUUCCUUGGAAGUGUUUUGGCCACCACCCUUGUCAAAUUGGUGCUGCGAUAUACCAAGAUCGUUUCCGAUACAGCCGCUGUCAAUGCUCGUCGAGCAGAAGCUAUGUUGAUUAUGACCAGCAUUAUCCGAGUCGGCCAAUCUCAAUUUGUCACUCAUCACAUUGACGAGGACUCCUAUGACCGUAUUAUGCAAGAUUUACGUGUCAUUGGUAACCGCGAUCAACCAGUCAUUGAUAAGGUGUAUCUUGAAGAUAGCCGAAACGCUUUUGCAAAACAAAUCCAAGCUGAGGAGCAACGAGCUGCCGCUGAAAAAGAAAAGGGCAAGGCCGCUGAAGUUCAAGUCGAUGAUACAAUUGUAUUUAGACAGUUCUCCAAGAAAGCCAAUGACACUGCCGUUGACGAGUACGAACAAGAUUUGGUCCGAGCUACUGGUGUUUUGGAUAGCAAGGAUGACCUCAUGUCCAAGUUGAGCCGCAUUGUACAACUCACUGGUUUCUCUGAUUCUGUUUACGCUGAAGCUGUUGUUAAUGUCCAUCAAUACGACAUUCUUAUGGAUGUCCUUAUUGUCAAUCAAACAAAUGAAACUCUGCAAAACUUGACGGUGGAAUUUGCCACUCUUGGAGAUCUUAAACUUGUCGAUCGACCAGCAGCACACAACUUGGCACCCCACUCAUUCUUGACCGUGAAGGCUCCUAUCAAGGUUUCAUCCACUGAGACGGGCGUUAUCUUUGGCAACAUCGUCUAUGAUUCACACACUGCCAACGAGAAUAGCUGUGUCGUGGUGCUCAACGACAUCCAUAUCGAUAUUAUGGACUAUAUCAACCCUGCAUACUGCACAGAAACACAGUUCCGAAGCAUGUGGAGCGAGUUUGAAUGGGAAAAUAAGGUCAAUGUGAACACAAACAUCACUGACUUGAGAGAGUACCUUAAGCACAUCAUGGCAUCGACCAACAUGAGUUGUCUAACACCUGAGAAACAAUUGGAGGGCGAUUGUGGUUUCCUUUCUGCAAACAUGUACGCUAGAAGUAUCUUUGGAGAGGAUGCACUUGCAAAUCUUUCGAUUGAAAAGCCUGGUGAUGCACCCAUUGCCGGUCAUAUCCGUAUUCGCAGCAAGACCCAGGGCAUUGCAUUGAGUCUUGGUGACAAAAUCACAUUGGCACAAAAGGUUGCAGCGUAG